AUGGUCUCUGAGUCAGCAAAGAAGGCCAUAAGUGAAAUUAGAUCCCUGAAUUUCGGCAUUAUUGAUUGCCAUCACCAUUUCUGGGACAACACGGACUGGAGACGUACGAAUUCACGUCUUGCGUACCUCCCACUAGAAAAAUACGGUCGUAAACCUCUUGCCAAACCACUGCCACCACCAAGACCAGACCAAAAGACAUUUGGUUGGCAAUCCAUGAGUGCUCAAGAUAUCGAUAAAUCUCUAGUGCAAAUGGAGAGAACAUAUGGCAGUCAUCAGCCAAUGAUGAUGAACUACCUCCUGACUGACUUAUACGAUGAUUUGGACGAAGGCAACAUACCUUUGGACGGGACAGUCUAUGUCGAAUGCGGGUGGAAGGAAUCUGAUCAGGCUGGUGAAACACGAUGGGUCCAGACAAAUGCGUCUGAUCGAACGAUGAGAGUUGGAGCUGGGAUUGUUUCUCAUAGUGAUAUGUUAAAGGAUCCUAAGUACGUUAAAGCAGAACUCCUCCGCCACGCCCAAAAUCCUUCCUUCAGAGGCAUACGAUACCAACUAGCUAAACGCAAAGCAGACCCGGAGACAAUGAAGCACCCCACAUUCCUAUCCAAUUUCGCCACUCUGAAUGAAAUGCAUCUUUGCUUUGACCUAAUGUGUCACCAGUACCAGUUGAAGGACGCCGCUGAACUAGCACGAAACUUCCCAAACGUAACUAUAGUGCUGGAUCAUUUGGCCUGCCCUGUUAUGGCUGGCAAGAAUAAGAGUGUUGUGGAUGAGUGGGUUGAGGGUAUGAAGGCUUUAGCAUCAAAUCCGAAUGUCUACGCAAAACUUUCUGGUCUGAUGCCUGUCCUAGGAACCGAAUUUCACAAAAGAGAAUUUACCGAUGCUGGACCUACUGCUGAAGAAAUUUCUCACUCCAUACUGGGAGUCCUUGUCAAGCAUUGUGUUGAGAUCUUUGGUCCUGACAGAUGCUGUUUUGCAAGCAACUUCCCAGUAGACAAAUGCAGUGCACGAUACCCUGAACUCUUAUCUGCAUACUGGAUUAUCUGUAAGAGGAUGGGACUUGAUAACAGGCAGAUGAAGGCUAUUUUCAGAGACAAUUCAGUCAAGGCUUAUAAGCUGGUGAUGCCUGAAGGAGUGACGCCCAAGUUGUGA
Molecule: messenger RNA, 1149 nt
Organism: Synchytrium microbalum
Lineage: Eukaryota; Fungi; Chytridiomycota; Chytridiomycetes; Synchytriales; Synchytriaceae
Exons: 7
Coding region: 1-1149 (382 amino acids)
Molecular function (GO): hydrolase activity
Source: RefSeq, a predicted model, not a curated record